AAACUUGCACCUAAAUAAAAUCCAAAAAAAUCUGUGGGGAGACUGAUAAAUCAUUUAGAUUGCUUCUGUCAGAAUGAUUUCUGUGGGCUGAUUAAGAAAGUGCCUGAUUGCAGUGGAUUGCAGAGAGCCUAAGACCAAAGAAAAUUAAGGCAGCAAGUGUACUAUAUUUGUGAUUUUGGCUCUCAUGGCAAGGGGAAAGCUGUAAGGUCCUCCGUGAUCCUCUGCCUCACCCCAAAUACACACAUUUUUAACUACUUGUAAAUAUCCUAACAUAGUACUUCUCAACCUAGGCUAUGUAUAUUCCUCAGCCUGAGAAGCUUUUUAUUUUAGUUUUUUCUUUAAUGCCUGACCCACCCUUUACUUCAUGAAUUAGAUCUUUUUACUGUAGGUAUUGGUGUUAAUAGAAAGUGCCUCAAGCAAUUCUGAUACAGGUAUCCCCCACUUUUCGAAACUUCGUUUUCUGCCACUUUUGCUUCUAACUGAAAGAAAUCUGAAGAGGAUUUUCCCUUUUAUGAAAAAAGCGGAAAUAGUGUUCAACGUUUGUUUUGCAGCAAGUUGUUAAAGAGGCAGCCUGCACCCCAAGCUACGAGAGUGGUAUCGCCAAGCUCCUUCCCCAGGAACUACACUCAGCAGUCCAGCUUUUACUAUAUGUUAGUGCUGUUUUAGAUUUCAUGUGUUAUUUAGUAUGAUUUGGUAGGUUAUUUUUGAGUCUGGGAACGCUCAAAGAUUUUUCCCGUAUAAAUUAAUGGAAAUUGCUUCUUCGCUUUAUGCCAUUUUGGCUUAUGAAAGGUUUCAAAGGAAUGCCUACUUUUGGAUAGCGGGAGAAACCUGUACAUAUAGAGAGGUAAGAACCGUUGUCUGUUGUGCCACAUUCUUUCCUAUUUCUGUGCUCUGUGUAGGUCAGAAGAGUGUGGUGCCGGAUUUAUUGCCCUGGAAUUUUGCAUUUGAAUAAGCCUUCUUCAAAUCUGGGCUCCAACACUGAGAAUAUGAGUGACCAUAGGACUUAAAUGCUAUUUAUUCUUAUCUUCACGGAAUGGAGAUAUUAUCAAAUCUCAGGGAACAUCAGCUUAGACUGAUGUCUGCAAGAGCACGAUACGAAAGAUAUAGUGGCAAUCAAAUUCUGUUUUGUUCAGAAACGAUUGCCAGAUGUUGGUAUAUCCUACUUUCUGGAUCUGUGCUUAUGAAAGACUCCAUGGUCUUGCCUCCAUGCAGUUUUGGUAAGCAGUUCGGAGGAAAAAGAGGAUGUGAUUGUCUUGUAUUAGAGCCUUCAGAAAUGAUUGUGGUGGAAAAUUCCAAAGAUAAUGAAGAAAGUAUUCUACAAAGAGAAAUUCCUGCCAGACAGUCUAGACGAAGGUUUCGGAAAAUUAACUAUAAAGGAGAGCGCCAAACCAUCACUGAUGAUGUGGACAUUAACAGCUAUCUCUCUCUUCCGGCUGAUCUUACCAAGAUGCACCUCACAGACAGCCCUCAUCCACAGGUGACUCAUGUGUCUUCUAGUCAGUCUGGUUGUAGUAUCGCCAGUGACUCUGGGAGCAGCAGUUUAUCUGAUAUCUAUCAGGCUACAGAGAGUGAGGUAGGAGAUGUAGAUUUGACACGUCUUCCAGAAGGACCUGUUGAUUCUGAGGAUGAGGAAGAGGAAGAUGAAGAGAUUGAUCGAACAGAUCCAUUGCAGGGUCGAGAUCUUGUUCGAGAGUGUCUUGAAAAAGAACCUGCAGACAAAACUGAUGAUGACAUUGAACAAUUAUUGGAGUUUAUGCAUCAGCUCCCUGCUUUUGCAAACAUGACCAUGUCUGUAAGGAGAGAACUCUGCUCAGUGAUGAUCUUUGAAGUGGUAGAGCAGGCUGGAGCUAUUAUUCUUGAAGAUGGGGAAGAGCUUGACUCAUGGUAUGUUAUUUUAAACGGCACUGUAGAAAUCAGUCAUCCAGAUGGAAAAAUUGAAAAUCUCUUUAUGGGAAAUAGUUUUGGAAUUACUCCCUCUCUGGAUAAGCAGUACAUGCAUGGAGUUGUCAGGACUAAAGUAGAUGAUUGUCAGUUCGUCUGCAUAGCUCAGCAGGAUUAUUGGAGAAUUUUAAAUCACGUGGAAAAAAAUACUCAUAAAGUUGAAGAAGAGGGAGAGAUUGUUAUGGUGCAUGAGCACCGAGAACUAGACCGGAGUGGAACCAGAAAAGGACACAUUGUAAUCAAGGCAACACCUGAGCGUCUCAUCAUGCAUUUAAUAGAAGAACAUUCCAUUGUGGACCCAACUUACAUAGAAGACUUCCUAUUAACUUAUAGGACAUUUCUUGAAAGUCCUUUGGAUGUUGGGAUCAAACUGUUGGAAUGGUUUAAAAUUGACAGCUUAAGGGAUAAGGUGACACGAAUCGUACUAUUAUGGGUAAAUAAUCAUUUUAAUGAUUUUGAAGGUGAUCCUGCUAUGACUCGAUUUCUGGAGGAAUUUGAAAAGAAUCUGGAAGAUACAAAAAUGAAUGGUCAUCUCCGGUUAUUAAAUAUUGCCUGUGCUGCAAAGGCUAAGUGGAGACAAGUUGUGCUGCAAAAGGCUUCCAGGGAUUCCCCUCUGCAUUUCAGCCUUAAUGGAGGAAGUGAAAAGGGAUUUGGUAUUUUUGUUGAGGGAGUAGAACCUGGUAGCAAAGCUGCAGAUGCAGGAUUGAAACGUGGUGAUCAGAUAAUGGAAGUAAAUGGACAAAACUUUGAGAACAUUACAUUUGUGAAGGCACUUGAAAUUUUGAGGAAUAAUACUCAUCUUGCGCUUACUGUAAAGACCAACAUUUUUGUGUUCAAGGAAUUACUUAGUAGGACUGAGCAGGAAAAAGCUGGUGUUCCUCAUAUUCCCAAAAUUGCUGAAAAAAAAAGUAAUCGCCAUUCAAUCCAGGAUGUACCAGGAGAUAUUGAGCAGACAUCACAGGAGAAAGGAAAUAAGAAAGUUAAAGCAAAUACUGUUUCAGGUGGAAGAAACAAAAUCAGGAAAAUUUUGGAUAAAACACGAUUUAGUAUCUUGCCUCCAAAACUGUUUAGUGAUGGAGGCCUGAGCCAGUCACAGGAUGACAGCAUUGUGGGGACAAGACAUUGUAGGCACAGUCUGGCUAUAAUGCCAAUUCCUGGAACACUCUCAUCCAGCAGCCCAGAUCUCCUGCAGCCUACCACCAGCAUGUUGGAUUUCUCUAAUCCUUCAGAUAUUCCUGAUCAAGUUAUAAAAGUUUUCAAAGCAGAUCAACAAAGUUGCUACAUUAUCAUCAGUAAAGACACUACAGCUAAAGAAGUAGUCUGUCAUGCUGUUCAUGAGUUUGGUUUGACUGGUGCAUCGGACACAUAUUCUCUCUGUGAAGUUUCUGUUACUCCUGAGGGCGUCAUAAAACAGAGAAGACUUCCGGACCAGUUCUCCAAAUUAGCUGAUAGGAUUCAGCUUAAUGGAAGGUAUUAUUUAAAGAAUAACAUGGAAACAGAAACGUUAUGCUCAGAUGAAGAUGCACAGGAACUAGUUAAGGAAAGCCAACUAUCCAUGCUGCAGCUGAGUACCAUUGAGAUGGCCACCCAGCUAUCAAUGAGAGACUUCGAUUUGUUUAGAAAUAUUGAGCCUACUGAAUACAUUGACGACCUUUUUAAGUUGGAUUCCAAAACAGGAAAUACUCACUUGAAAGAGUUUGAGGACAUUGUAAACCAAGAAACAUUUUGGGUUGCCUCAGAAAUUUUAACUGAAUCAAAUCAGCUCAAACGAAUGAAGAUUAUUAAACUUUUCAUUAAAAUUGCACUUCACUGUCGAGAAUGUAAGAACUUCAAUUCCAUGUUUGCAAUAAUAAGUGGCUUGAACCUGGCACCUGUAGCACGACUAAGAGGUACUUGGGAAAAGUUACCAAACAAGUAUGAGAAACACCUUCAAGACCUACAAGACCUUUUUGAUCCAUCUAGAAACAUGGCAAAGUAUAGAAAUAUUCUUAGUAGUCAGAGUAUGCAGCCUCCAAUUAUUCCACUCUUCCCUGUUGUCAAGAAGGAUAUGACAUUUCUACAUGAAGGAAAUGACUCCAAAGUAGAUGGUUUAGUAAACUUUGAGAAGCUAAGAAUGAUUGCCAAGGAAAUUCGUCAGGUUGUUCGAAUGACUUCUGCUAACAUGGACCCAGCUAUGAUGUUCCGACAGAGGUCACUGAGUCAAGGCAGCACAAACUCAAACAUGCUGGAUGUUCAGGGAGGUGCUCACAAAAAAAGGGCACGCCGCAGCUCCCUGCUUAAUGCCAAGAAGCUGUAUGAGGAUGCUCAAAUGGCAAGGAAAGUGAAGCAGUAUCUUUCUAGUCUGGCUGUGGAAACAGAUGAGGAGAAGUUCCAGAUAAUGUCAUUACAGUGGGAGCCUGCAUAUGGCACCUUGACCAAGAAUAUAAGUGAGAAAAAGUCAGCCAAAUCAUCAGAAAUGUCUCCAGCACCUAUGAGGUCAGCGGGCCAAACAGCCAAAGCCCACCUGCAUCAGCCCCACAGAGUGAGCCAAGUGCUUCAGGUGCCAGCUGUUAAUUUGCACCCCAUCAGGAAGAAGGGCCAAACAAAAGACCCUAUCACACUGAGUACAGGUUUACCUCAGAAAGUAUCAGGAACAACUGAAGAAAUAAGUGGUAAGAAAUACACAGAAGACACUAUUUCUGUGGCAUCAUCCUUACAUUCUAGUCCUCCUGCUUCUCCGCAAGGUUCCCCUCACAAAGGUUAUACGCUUAUACCAUCAGCUAAAUCUGACAACUUGUCUGACUCCAGUCAUAGCGAGAUUUCUUCACGGUCCAGCAUCGUGAGCAAUUGUUCUGUUGACUCCAUGUCUACAGCCCUGCAGGAUGAACGGUGUUCCUUACAGGCUCUGGCAGUCCCUGAAUCCACUGGGGCAUUGGAAAAGACAGAGCAGCCCUCGGGGAUAGGAGACCACAGCCAGCUUGGCCCUGGGUGGACACUCUCGAAGCCAUCUCUGAUCAGGGGUUUAGCUGUCUCAUCUUCUAUGAGCAGUGAAGAGAUUUCUCAUGAGCAUAUCAUUAUAGAAGCAGCUGACAGUGGUCGUGGAAGUUGGACUUCCUGUUCAAGCAGCUCCCAUGAUAAUUUCCAAAACCUUCCAAACCCAAAAAGCUGGGAUUUUUUGAAUUCCUAUCGACAUACCCAUUUGGAUGGCCCCAUUGCUGAAGUUGAACCCACCGACUGUGAACCUACUCCUGUAGGCUACUCUAGAACUUGUGGUCAUUGUAAAGGAAGCGUAGAGACAAAUCAGUUGAGACAGAGUUGGGCCUCCUCCAGUUCUCUGUCUGACACAUAUGAACCGAACUAUGGGACAGUUAAACGGAGAGUGUCAGAGAACACCCCAGCUGAGCCAUCUGAAGGCAUGGAUGCCAAGGAUAGCACUGACCCAGUUUACAAAACUGUCACUUCAAGUACAGAAAAGGGCUUAAUUGUGUACUGUGUCACCUCACCCAAGAAGGACAACAGGUAUAGGGAGCCACCUCCCACUCCUCCAGGAUACAUGGGGAUUUCUUUAGCGGACCUAAAGGAAGGACCCCACCCGCACCUAAAACCUCCAGAUUAUAGUGUGGCAGUGCAGAGGUCAAAGAUGAUGCAUAGCAGCCUCCCUAGACUGCUACCAGCUCCUCUAAGUAGCAGCCCCAUGGCCUGUGUUCCAUCGAAGAUUGUAACUCAGCCUCAGAGGCACAAUUUGCAGCCCUGCCAUCCUAAACUAGCAGAUGUGACUGACGCAGAUAGUGAAGCAGAUGAAGAUGAACAGGUUUCAGCAGUCUAGCCAUUGGCUGGCCCAUUUGAAGAUCACUGAAAGUCAUUGAGGGAUGGACAGAACCACCCUGUAAUUCUGCAAGCCAUUGCCAGCAAGCAGUUCGCUGCCACUCCUCGCCUGGACUCUGAGCAGUGAGACCAACCUGCCUGAGUCAUGCUUUCUUUUCAUUUAAUCCCUGCAGAUGCAUAGCCUUUCCUCAGCUGUUGAUGCUGUGCCAGGACAUCUGUCUCCACUUUGCACACCAGACCUGCCUUGGGACCACAAUUACUAGAACAAAUUCAAAGUCAUCCAGAUGCAUAUCACUAUAGAUUUUCCUUUAACAAGUUAUUUUAAGUUAGUAGUAGUAUUGUAAUUUCUGUGCCAUAGCUUGGGCUAAUGGAUGCAUUCAAGAUGUCUUCCAAUACCAAGGAAAUUCUUGUGUAUUUGAAGAUUAACUUAUUUGAAGUUCUAUGGUAUUUUUUAUAUUUGGGAGCUCUGGUUAGCAGAUGUGUAUAUUUGAGGCCAUCAAAUUGUCUCUGCGCUGACCAAACAGAAGUCAUUGUCUUUACAGAAAUGAUUUGCUGUAACUUGGGUUGUACCAGUGCGAUUUAGGGUCUCAGUGUGAGUGGAACGGGAAGCCUUUUGAGGUUAACGUGUUAGGAACAAAAAUAUUGCCAUCUCCUGGUCACAGUUUGGAAGGCUACAUGAAGCUGACAUUUUCUUGUCAGUCCUUUGGGAAAAGGGGGUAGGAUUGGUAUGUGUAGCAACUCUUGAUUUCAAACAAUGAAAUUUUGGUGUUAAAUGACAUAUACACAUUCCUCUCUGAAGUGAAAGUCAUGCUACAUCUAAUUGUAAUGAGAAGUAUAAAUCCAGCAAAUAGAGUGUGGGUUCUAGAGAGUUAUUUUUCUACUCUAUAGAAAUCCAAAACUAAAAUUUUUCACUACUCCAGUAUAGAGUUCGUUUUUUUAGCAAAGUAUAAUCACAGAGAGGUGUGCUAAUCAUGAAGAUGAAUUUGGUUUCGUGCAGUGUUCUGCAACAUACCACCCCCACAUCUCACAGCACCAGGCUGUGUCCAUCUUAAUAAACCCUGCAGCUCUCAGCUGCCCGCAGUAAAGCUUUUUAGCCUACAAAAGUAUAUAAUUGGUGGGAAAUUCUGUGAGAGAAAGAGGAGCUAGAUUUAUAGAAAUGAUUAUUUCUUGUUUCUCAGGUUAGCCCUUGAGGACAUACCUUAACAGCCUGUUUGGCAUGGAUCUCUAAAAUAUUUAAUUAACAUUUUAGUGACUGUUACCUGGAUGAGAUAGAUUUUUCACAUUUUUUUAAAAUUAAAGACAAUGUUUUUUAUAUCUUAAGUUUAAAGUUUUUUAGUUGUUUUUUAGUGUAGAGCUAAGUGAAGUUUUAAUAAACUUCUGUUACUACCAAAAAAAAGCCAAAGCCAUUAAUAUGCACUACCCAGAUCAACUUGGAGCCAAAAUGGGUUUUCUUCUGAAAAGUUGUCCAUAUGUGACCAUAUAAGAUUUAGUUGGUUCAUGGAUUCCUCUUCAGAAGUUUGUUCUUUUUUCCUAGCUGUCUCUUCCCUCUCUUUCUCUAUAUCCCUACCUGUCCCCUUCAUUUUAAAAUUAUAAAUCAAUUCAAAGUGUUAAAUGAGUUAAAUGAUAUGUAGUAGUUCAUCUUUUCCAUCAAAAUGAUUGUCUCUUCACUUUAGGAAAAAUAGCAUGUUUAAAAGAAAUCCCCCUGGAAAAAAAUGAAAACAUUAAUCUGAAAUUUAAGCCUUAGAAAUUAACCCAGGUGUAUUACGGUGAGGCUAGGUAGCUCCAUAGCUUUCUUAGUCCAUUGAAAUGGAAAAGUAGCAUGGAUUGUAAGUCCUGGUUUGAGAGUCACGCUGUAGUGAUCUGGCCUAUAAACAGUGGUCCUCUGAUCACAGAGCUAUGUCUUUUGGCUGAAAGUGAAAGAUAUUUUUGCUAUAAUCACCUUUUUAUCAAGUUUGAGUAUCAAUUCUCACCAUUUUAUAUCCAUUACCCCAGAAAAAAUGGGCAGUUUGCACAGUGUCUGUUUAUUUAGCAGGUCUUUCAAAUCCAGUGAAAGCCUUACUCAUCUUUGUCCUUAGUGGUGUAAAAAAUAUCUUGCACAGAGAGUUGAGGCCUGUGGUUUUGGACUUGCACCUUAUAGCUGCCUUUGUUUUAUCUAGCUUUAACUGUGUUUGAAUCAGCUGAUCACAUUGAUCAGAAACUUAAGCCAAAUGCUUUCUCGUUUGAUAUGUAUAUAUCCCUUAAAAAAUAGUGAGGUUUUGAUUUUCAUAUUAUUUGAAUGAAGGGUACAUAGAAGCCCGGACCAGUAUUUGCUCCAACUCCAAAUUCCCUGUUAGUUUUUGCUUUUAUUUUAUAAAUGUGUAACUUUACUGGAGAGACUAGUGCUCUCUCAUCCCACCACAACCCUGAAAGCUGUCAGGACUAUUGAAGCAGUAAACCCUGAAGGCAAAUUUUUGCCAAAUAGUGAGUUUCAACAAAACAGUCUCUUCAUAGUGAAAGAUUUGAAGAAUUAGUAAAUCCAAUACAUGCUUCCACAGAAAUUUGUCGUAGGUAAUAGUUAACUAAUUUCUUCCAAAUGAUUGCUUUCAAUGUGAUAUUUAUCUGGGAGAAAAAGCCUUUAAUGGUUUUUCUUGAGAGACUUAAGUCACAUCAUUGUCAUCUGCAUCACCUGCUUGAGAAUCUCUCGCAGGCUGGAAACAUGGCAGUUGAUCAUGAAGCUUUCCAAAAACAAGCCUGCUUUUUAUAAUGUGUUCUUUCCCCUAGGGAAAGAAGGGAGAGAAAAAGUUUCCUUGUAUAUUUAAAACAAUGGUUGUUAUUCUGAUACAAUUUUAAGUUUCUAAACAGUGUGCUGUUAAAGUAGAUGUAUCCCUUUGGCAUUACCUUAAAGGUUGGAAAAAAAGGGAGAAAUCUUCAGAACAGUGUCACAGAACAUAUUUAAACUUGAAUCCCAGUUCAUCUUUAGCUUUUGUGUGUGUGUGUGUUUUUUUAAGGCUUCUUUAUUUUUGAUACACAGAAUGCAGUUGAUCUUUUAAAAUCAAAAGGCGAGCUUAUCUGCAAAAGACAAGCUUAUCAGCAAAAGAGAAAAACCAAACUGCACAGUUGUAAUGAUUAAAUAGCAAUUAUACUGCACAAUUCAGUGAUUGUAAAGUAUCCUGUAACAAGCAAUGUUUGUCUCCUAUUUUUUGAUACCUCUUUAAACUUAUGUCUUUUAGAAAGACAGUGCCUCUGUAUGCUUUUUGUAUUUUUACUGAGUGUAAAUAUUUGUUAUAUUUUUGGUUAAGAGAAUGUAAAAGUACCGUUUAUUAUUAUCAUAUCUACUAAUACAUUGGUGGAAUCAAUAAAGAAUCUACGUUAAACAUCUUUGCACUUUAUUGUGAGUGUUUGGAGGCAGAUGGAAUAAUUAUAGUGAAUAUCCAUGAAGGCUAGUCUGGGACAAGUGUCAGAUGUGAAGGCCUUGUUUUUAACUGUCUUCAGAGAAAUUGGAGCAGUCUAAUUAUUACUAACCAUAUGAAGUCUGUCAAACACCUAGCUGUUGUUUAGGUUAAAAAAAAUUGUCUUUGCAAACCAAAUCACUGGUUUAAACCCCACUGGGGCUUGUUUUUCUCCUGUGACAGGAAGUCCAUAGCUGACUGUCCAGGGCUGAUGCUGCAACUCCAGUGUCGUCAGGGACAGGGGCCUGACCUUCACACCUCUGGGCAUCACCUCAGUGUUUCGGACAAGAAGGAGAAGGAAGGGUUUAGGGGAAAAGGUGCAAAUUUGUGACCCUUUUUAUUAAAAAAACAACAGCCUUUCCAGAAGGCUCCACUUGCAUAUUUCCCCUAACAUCCCAUUAGUUGGAAAUGUACAAGGGUACUUAGGAAAUCAACUUUUUUAGCUGAGCAAUCAAUGCUCCAAACAAAAUUGGGAUUCUUUUCAAUAAAGAAGGAAAGAAUGGAUAUUGGAUAGGCAGCUAGCUGGGUCUACCGCAGCAUGCGUGUUGUUUCUCCUUUGGGAUGCAGCCAUGUCUCUCAGGGGAUCAGAUCCCAGGGCCCUUGGCAACAUAGGAAGAAAUUCUGCUUUAGCACCCCUUUCUAAAAUCUUCCAACCUCCCCUCUGUACCCAAAGAAGAUUACUCCCGUGAUAGCUAAGGCUUCUACCUUUUCCCAGUUCACCCUUCCAAACACACCAGAUUUUCCCAGGCCAAUCUUUCCUAUGGCCCCUUGGUCAUUCCCUACAGUCAGUUGACUGAGGAAGAGAAAACAACAGUGGUGGGGGCCCCGCUUUUGUUUGUUUCUUGGGGAUCACUAUCCUCCAUUACCUGAUGUCCAGUGUCCUCAGGGCCUUUGUUUUACAAAUUGUGUGGUUUUUUUAGUUGCUUCAGACAGGAGGGUUACGAAGUUGACCUUUUAUCUUGACCAUAAGCAGAAGCCCGUAUAUAAAAUUUUACUACAACUUUCUUAGUAAACGAUAGAACAAGCUGACCAAAAAA
Messenger RNA from Trichechus manatus latirostris (Florida manatee), 10210 nucleotides. RefSeq names its product Rap guanine nucleotide exchange factor 6 (gene RAPGEF6). The transcript has 28 exons. Gene Ontology annotation, molecular function: protein binding; guanyl-nucleotide exchange factor activity. The record is from RefSeq and is a predicted model, not a curated record. Gene Ontology annotation, biological process: small GTPase-mediated signal transduction. Bases 1034 to 5746 code for a protein of 1570 amino acids. NCBI's taxonomy places the organism in Eukaryota, Metazoa, Chordata, Mammalia, Sirenia, Trichechidae.